CCUCACUAGGGAUUCUCAUGAUUGAAACAAAGCAACUCAAAAGCCAAGCUUCUUCCAAAGGCACACUGAAAUGGAACACAGGGAGGAAAUGUCAAAGGUCAGGAAAGGAGAGUCCGAGAUGGACCCCAGGGCAAAACUGAGCCCCACAGAAGGUGAACCGGCGCCCUCUCAAGACGUGCAGUUGGAUGAGCAGCUCAUUCGCAGGAAAGUUCAAAGUCUGUGUUCUGUUCGCUACGGAAUUGCCUUCAGUGUGCACAUUUGCAACUUCAUAUUGAUGGCACAAAACGUUAUCAUGAACAUCACGAUGGUAGCCAUGGUCAACAGCACGGACCAUCAAGCUCAGGUCAACGUCUCCACCGAGGGGCUGCCUGCGCACGCACUUGGUGGACCCAAUCAAGCUCCGAAGAGUCUUCCUGCAGAGGUCCCUGUGUAUGACUGGGACCCUCAAACCCAGGGCAUUAUCUUUGCUUCUGUCAACUAUGGUACCUUAUUGACUCUGACUGCCAGUGGUUACUUGGCUGGAAAAGUGGGAACAAAGAAAGUGGUUGCCGUUGCUUUGUUUGGAUCUUCACUUUUCACUCUGUGUACCCCUCUGGCAGCUGACCUUGGCCUUGUUUAUCUCAUUGUGAUUCGAAUAGCCCAGGGCGUAUGCCAGGGAGCAGGAUUGGGGGGUCAGUUUGCACUGUGGGAAAAAUGGAGUCCCCCACAUGAACGAAGCCGACUGUGCAGCAUAGCUUUAUCAGGAUUCGCACUGGGACCCUCCAUUGUCAUCCUCCUGAGUGGCUUCAUUUGUCUAGUCCUUGGGUGGCCCUUUGCCUUUUAUAUCUUUGGUGCUAUUGGCUGUAUCUGCUUCCUUCUGUGGAUUGGUCUGGUUUUUGAUGAUCCCAUUUCUCACCCAUGGAUAAGCAUCUCAGAGAAGGAAUACAUCAUAUCCUCUUUGGCCCAAGAGGUCACCUCUUCCAGGCAGCCUCUACCCAUCAAAGCUAUGAUUAGCUCGCUACCUCUGUGGUCCAUGAUUUUUUGCUGUUUCGGCCAUCAGUGGUUAGUUAUUGUCUUGGUCAUAUACACACCAACUUACAUCAGCUCUGUGUUCAAUAUUAACAUCAGGGAUAAUGGGAUCCUGUCCGCCCUGCCUUUUCUUUUUGCCUGGGUCUGUAGUAUUCUAGCAGGCCUACUAGCAGAUUUCCUUCUGACCAAGAAUUUCAGAAUCGUUACAGUGCGGAAAAUGGCCACGCUUGUAGGCAAUCUCCCCCCGUCAGCAUUCAUCGUUGCCCUGCCUUACCUCAGUUCCAGCUACAUUACAACGAUAACUCUUCUGAUCCUCGCUUGCGGGCUAAGCACGUUUUCUCAGUCAGGAAUUCAUAUCAAUGCCUUAGAUAUUGCUCCAAGACAUUCCAGUUUUCUCAUGGGAGCCUCCCGGGGAUUUGCACACAUAGCAGCUAUCCUGGCACCCACUGUCAGUGGGUUUCUUCUCAAUCAGGACCCUGAAUUUGCCUGGAGGAAUGUCUUCUUGUUGUUGUUUGCCAUUAACACGCUGUGCUUGAUCUUCUAUCUCUUAUUUGGAAAAGCAGAUGUUCAGGACUGGGCUAAAGAAAAGAAACUCACUCGUUUAUGAAGUUACUCUACGUUGGAUGGAAAACUCAUUAGGCACCUUCUUUCAUGGAUGGGAAGGCUUCCGUAUGAAAAUACCCAGGGGAAGAAUUUUGUUUGCUGUGUUUCUUUUCAAAUACAAGAUCAGCUCUCUCUUUAAUUUGGAUUUUCUUUGAGAAAAAAAAUUAGCUGAAUUAAAAUUCAAAUAAAAUGAUACUAAAAUCACA
Molecule: messenger RNA, 1817 nt
Organism: Echinops telfairi (small Madagascar hedgehog)
Lineage: Eukaryota; Metazoa; Chordata; Mammalia; Afrosoricida; Tenrecidae
Gene: SLC17A3
Product: solute carrier family 17 member 3
Exons: 13
Coding region: 71-1615 (514 amino acids)
Biological process (GO): transmembrane transport; monoatomic anion transport; urate transport
Molecular function (GO): xenobiotic transmembrane transporter activity; toxin transmembrane transporter activity; efflux transmembrane transporter activity
Source: RefSeq, a predicted model, not a curated record